Molecule: messenger RNA, 803 nt
Organism: Ornithodoros turicata
Lineage: Eukaryota; Metazoa; Arthropoda; Arachnida; Ixodida; Argasidae
Exons: 4
Coding region: 227-571 (114 amino acids)
Source: RefSeq, a predicted model, not a curated record
AGGGCACUCCGCCAAGUGCAAGGCCAAAUUGCGGUAGAAGGCAAAAAGCACGAGGAGCACGGCGACCCCCUGGGAUUUCACGUCGUCCUUUCGCGCGAAGGAUGUGUGUGCAACUGCUGUGUUCCGCUUUGAAAGCGAUCACCGGUGCAGGAGGCGGAUUAUAUAAGCCGAGCAGACACCCUUUCAUCAUCAGUUCUCCUGGGCGUUAGAGGUUCAGAUCUCCAUCAUGGUUUCCAGAGCAACGAUCUGCAUUUUCAUUGUGCUUGCUGCUGCCGCUGUAUGCAACGCCCAGUUUAGAGCCGGAGGAGGAGGACGACGUCCCCACUUUAACUUCAGGCCGGAACCUCCAAGGCACCGCGUUGACGUCUUUGGCUCUGCCUCUGGAAACAACCGCAGAAACUUCAACGCCAACGUGGGCGUAAGAGGAGAAUACGAUCUGCAUCGCUUUAAGAACGGAGGCACCAUCACUGGUCACGUGGAAGGGUCCCAGUCCUUCGGUCGCUUCGACGGACAUUCCUACAAGGGAAAACCACAGGGAGGAGUUGGCAUCAGCGCUAACAUCCCAUUCUAAACCUGGAGCGAUCUCUUUUGGAGAGCAACUGGUACUGCUGUAGAAGAUUACGAGUUCCUAUACGUUCGUGUGAUAUUUCAUUAAGUUCCUUACGUGAUGAAACGUGUAAACUAGUCUGAAGGUAGAGUUCCUUUCUGCGUUACAGGCCAUUUGUAAACAAUGUGUUGUCUGUGGGCAUCGUGAAACUUUGUAAACAGUACGGAAAUAAAAUACGCAGUCAAUAAUAAUGGUA